Messenger RNA from Lingula anatina, 4590 nucleotides. RefSeq lists its product as uncharacterized. Gene Ontology annotation, molecular function: protein binding. NCBI's taxonomy places the organism in Eukaryota, Metazoa, Brachiopoda, Lingulata, Lingulida, Lingulidae. The record is from RefSeq and is a predicted model, not a curated record.
ACAGAAAUGUUCCUUUGUCUGAAAUAUAGACCUAAAGAUAGAUCAAAAUAUUCAGUGCUGUGCCAUGUAUAGACUGUUUGUUCUGUUGCUCUUGGUGAAAGCAACUAGUGAACUGUGCUUUGAAGCACAGGGAAAAUAUUUAUAUUUGAGCUUACAUUAAGCAUAUUGUUGUACUGCGAUUAUAAUACACUGUCUAAAUAUUCUUUCAGGUGAGCAAAAUUCUAUAGCUGACAUCUUCAUUAAUGGUGGACUUUACAGCGACUUAGACUGCCCAGAAGGUUAUUUAAAGUACAAUGCUGGGCUGAGGCAAUGCUGAGCCUUUUUUGGUGGAAAGUGUUGAAAUUGUUGAGCACUAUCAGUCUCAAUAUGAGCUGAAGGUAUUCUUCAAAGUGUAAGCUUCUGGAGAUUACAAAGAUAUCAAAUAUCAGGCACAGCUACCUAGAUUGUCAUGUUGGGAAUGAUGCACUGUGCCCAGAAUGAUUUGCUGACAUUGCUUUUCAAGAGGGAUACCACAGUGAACUGGUGAAGCACCAUCAGCCUUCCUACAGAUAUACAGUAGGAGUAACAAAACGAGCUACUGCUGGAUCAGACAAUUGGUAUUCAUGCAGACAGCUCAUGGUAGCCCUUAAAAUUUAGUGCCUAAAUUAUAAUGCUGUAAUGCAUCACAUGUGUGGCAGUUCCACACCCAACAGGUGAUUCUGAGGCAAGUCAACUAAAUCAACAAGCUGAAACAUUCAUUUGGAUUGAACCAAAGGAGAGUGGGCAUUGCAAAACAUAAUUUAUAGUACUCAUAGGUCACCAAUAUGCACGUUCUUUUGGUAAAAGAUAUAUGAUAUAUGUUACUGAAGAGGUUGCAGGAUGUGAAGUGUCACUAGAAUCUACGGAAGGAGAAAUUGGAUAUGAUGAGAACCCUAAGCUCUGAGUAUUUGAUGCCUUGACAUUAUAAGUCCUCAUGCAGAUGACAUUGAUUUCUGCCUGGUAACAGCAAGCAGGAAGGUAUUGUGUCAUGGAUGAUGCUGAUGUAGAUAGGAACAGUCCCAGUGCCCAUGUGGCUGCUGCCCAGGGGGAUGUGAACACAUUGGUGUAUGCCAUACAGCAAGAUCCCAGCCUGCUGGAACAACAAGAUGCUGAUGGUCUUACCCCUUUGGCCCAUGCUGUCCUUAGCAACCAACUCCAGACAGUAAAAAUUCUGGUGAAGAUGGGCACCUCCAUUAAUGUGGUAGAUAAUGUAGGAAGGACAUGCUUGGCCAUGGCAGCAUAUCAGGGCUGGUAUGAUGGUGUUCGUUUCCUACUUCACCAUGGAGCCAAGCAGAACAUAUUUGACAAGUCUGGGAGAAGCCCAUUACAUGCAUCAACAUAUGAUUCUGAAACUAGAACAAUGGGACUACUACUUCAGAACCUAAGUAAAGCUGAGAUCAAUCAAAAGGACAAUGAGGGAAUGUCAGCACUCCACUGGGCUGCCUUUCACAACCGUCCAGACCAUGUGCAAUUACUUGUCUUGAAAGGUGCUGAUGUGUUUGCAAAGGACAUGGAUGGCAAAACUGCACUGCACUGGGCUGCACAGAAUGGCAGUGUGUCUUGCAUAACUGCUCUGCUUAGGUCACAGAAUGCUAACAAACUGAUCAACAUGGUGGACGGGUCGGGGAAGACCGCUGUCCACUUUGCGGCUGCUGCUGGACACUAUAAAGUCAUCCGUGAACUGGCAGGGACAGCAGGGUGUCAGCUGGAGACUUUGGAUCCUGAUGAGAGAACUCCAAUUCACUGGGCAGCAGCCACUGGACAAUCCAAAUGUGUGGCCACUUUACUCAAGCUUGGUGUAAAUGCCAAUGUCCAUGAUUGUGAUGGAGCAACACCUCUAGAAUAUGCUAGACAGUGUGGACAUGAAGAAUGUGUACGUUUACUGGAAUACAGAGUUAUAGCAAGUGAUAAGAAGAAAAUGAAAAGCACAGGAAAGGAACAAAAGACAUCGAGCGAACAAAAAUUGAAUGUAGCCAAUAAGAGUGGACAUUCCAAAAAUCCAUUUGGAUUUAUAGUGGAUUUUUUCAAAAGUAAAAGUUCAUCAAAAGAGGAGCAAGAUAUUUCAUCAGAGAGAGUGAGUACAGUGGCUAAUUCUCCAGAUUUUGAUGAAAGUGAAGGAAGUGGAACAAGUACACUUGAGUCAGGAGAUUUUCAAAAGCAGAAUGACUAUGGAGGAACAUCCCUUAAAUCAAAUAAGGAUAGUGGACCUGCAAGUGUGUCAGAGAAUGCAUAUAAUCAAAAUAAUAGUGAUAAUGGCCAAGUUCCAAAAAGAGAGAAAAACUCAAAGGGCAAAAUUGUUAACAGUGACAGACAGUCAUUACCUGUGCCUUUACUCCGUCAUCACCAUGCUCAGCAGAUGCCAGCUGAUGCAGAAUUCAUACUGGGGUUACAGCUCGGCUAUACAAACCUCUCCGCCAGGUCAGACACACCUAAGAGUCAGAUGAGUUCAGUCUCCGAUGGAGCAUUACUACCAUUACGCACUCCAGGUCAGUAUGCUCUGUCACCUGUCCCCUCUCUACCUCCCAGCAGGGAAUACCAGUUGGCACCUAUUAAAGGAGCUAAACCUAAACUUGGGGCCUCCUACCCUCCUCCAAACAUGAAUAAUAGGGUAGCAUCCCUGAGUCAUGAAGCUGGUUUAGGAAGACCACCAACGCCACCAUCCUGGGAUAACAAUUUGAAACCACAAAACAGGCAUAUUAAAUCUAAGAGUAUGCCAGAAUCUAGCCUUGCUAUUGAUGGCUUCAAGCCCAAGGAAUGGGGGACAGGUCCUCAGGAUGGCUAUCACAAGCAUAAAAAACACAAAAAGAAAAAGCAACAAAGAGCACUUAAUGUAACAGAACAAGAUCAUGGUACCAAACUUGAAACUAUAGAUUUGUCUUCAGACAGGAGAAAGGAACAUCAGAAACAGUCAAACAGAAAAGAUGUUGAUAUGGAAUCAUAUAAGAAAUUGGACAAAAGUAUUCAGAAUCUUCUGCAUUAAUGAAUACAUCCAAGGUAAUUUAUAAUAAUGAAUUUGUUCUUUGGUUGAUAGAUUUAGAGAACCAAGCCAUUUCAGAACAAUUCAAGUUCCUGUGGAGUUGUUUUAAUCAAAGCCAAGUGCUGUUGGCCACUUUAAUCAAAUGAUUAUCUUAUUGAUUAUUCAAUAAUUCUUUUGUACAGAUUUUUGGUUUUUAUAAAAUGGUGUCUACCGUAAAUUUAACAGUUGUUGCCUUGUUUAUUAAUGUUAUGUUAAAAUCUAAUAUUAUACAUAUUAAGAUGGAAUUGAUAAAAGUCAAGACUUUUUGUCCUGUGGUGUAUUUUUUAAUUUUCUUAUCAGUUUUAGCUAUAUGUGCAAUACAGCACAUUACAGAGAAGAGUAAUGGAUCUUUAUAAGUAAACACAUGCAAGUGAAGCAAAGUUUUAGUUUUUGCCUGUUUAUUUCAACUGCCCUAAUUGCCUUAUUUAUUUAGGGUAGGUGUGCCUGUGUCAGUAGGAUAAAAAAGAAUACUGAACUUAGAAUUUUUAACCUCUCAAAAUCUAGUAUUGGGAACUGCAAUGUAUUUAAAUGGAUACAUAGCUCCAUAAUGUCACCAAGUCCUACAGCAUAAUAUUGCCACAGAAGUUUUGACUCCAUAACAACAGGAUCUACGUGUAGCUUUUGGUUGAAAAAUGAUGAUCCAAAUUAAACACACUGUGCCAGAAUCGAGGCUUUUGAAUGAUGACCUCUUUCUUGACUGCAGUGUCUAUCCUGUUUAUGAUUAUAUUUUUUUAUCAGGGUGUCACAACAUUCUAUAUCAUAAAGGUCAUAUGAGAAUAUAUAUAUUUUUUUCGGACUUGUGUCAUUUGAAUUGUUCAGUUUUAUAUAACAAGUGCUGAGAUGCAUGUUUAAUGUGGCUUUUGAGAAUAUAUACAUAUGAUACAUAUGUACAUUUGAGUGUAUAUAUUACGUGAUUUGUUGCACUGUAUAUCUUUGGAUGUAAAACUGUUAAUAUUCACCAUAUAAUUGGACAUAAUUUAUUUAAGAAUGUAUAAAAGGCAUUCCACCCAUUGUGUGCAAAAGCUCUAGAAUUUAUGUUCGAUAAAAUUUUCAUACAAAAUGGCAUUUGAAAAGUCCUGACUUCUUGGUGAAUGGGUGUCAUUUCAUGUACCCAUGUUAUUCCAGUGCUGCAUGUUGUCAUACAUUCUAAGUAACAGUAGUGCAAUAUUUUCACAGCAAUAUCCAUGACAUGAUCCGUCAGAUCAGGAAGUAUUUAUUUUGCAUCAUGCAACAUUUUAUAUGUACUUCAUGCCAUUGUUAACAUAUACUAAAAUACAGUAUUCAAUAUUGAUAUAACUGUAAUUGAUAGAAAAUUAACUUUUGAUUUUUUUUCUUUUGUUUGACAACAGGAAAAAACAAGUAUGGCAGGCAUUUCUGUUCACUUGUUUACUAAGACAUGAAGUUGGUAAAAGACUGCAUUACAGAGAGAAUCCAAGUUUUCUUUACAGAAGAGUGAAGUGUUGUUGUUGUUUUUUAUUUUUAAUUGCGAAAUACAGUGACCUCUUGUAUUGAAAUUAUAGCUUCCAGUCAUAUAUUGGAAAGAAUAAAGAACUAAA